This is a messenger RNA of Clupea harengus (Atlantic herring), 5641 nucleotides long. RefSeq names its product cilia and flagella associated protein 43 (gene cfap43). Gene Ontology annotation, cellular component: axoneme. The record is from RefSeq and is a predicted model, not a curated record. Gene Ontology annotation, molecular function: protein binding. NCBI's taxonomy places the organism in Eukaryota, Metazoa, Chordata, Actinopteri, Clupeiformes, Clupeidae. Gene Ontology annotation, biological process: cilium assembly; sperm axoneme assembly.
CAACCUAAAAAAAGGCAUUAACGUAUAUAUCAAACAUAAAUCAAAAUCAGACAAUAAAUAAAAAAUAAAAUAAAAUAAGAUAAAUAAAAUUAAAAUUACAUACAUAGACACAAUGUGCUUUGAGUGCAGGGAAGUGAAUAGGAAUCAGACAUACAACAAAAAUAAGAAUAUGAAUAGGAAUCAAACAAACAACAAAAUAAAAAUAAAAACAGUCCAGCCUCCUUGCGUUCUCUCCUCCCCGACUGUCUCCAGACCAUCCAGUUAGGAGUUGGGGGGCUCCUCCUCCCGCUCCGCCGGUAGUCCACCACAAGCUCCAAGUGUGUGUGAGUAUGUGUACACAGACAGACAGUCAUACACAAUUAUGUGUGAACAUAUUGUUGCAAUAAAUGUUGAAAUAUUAAUAGCAAUUUGGCGAGAAAAUCGCGACCCUGGCAACUGCAGCAUGGACAUUACAUUUUACUUCCCUGGGCGGGUCUAAUGAGAAUUUCACCAAUGGAAAAAAGGUAUGUGGGGGAGUCGGGAGUGAUGAUGGUUGUCAGGGAAACACUAAAGCGUGUACACACUGACGGCUGGAGAAUGAGUAUCUCUUAAAAAUGGAUGCUUUAGGACAUUUAGAAGUCAGGUGGGUGCAGGGUUUCACCAGCCGGAACGUUGCAUUUGUGGACAGGAAAACGGCAUGUUACACCUGUGGAUGUUUUGUGGUUUUCUUGGACGUCGAGACCAAAACGAGGCAAUUUCUCCAUAGCCCCGGUCGCGGAAUCGGGGCAUUCACAACCAAUGGACAUUUGAAAAUGUUGGCUUUUUCUGACCAGAAACUCAAUCCCUCUAUUUACGUGUACAGCUACCCAGAACUUACUCUUCAGUGUGAGCUUGAAGGCUCAGCUCAACUGGACUACACAGCUCUGGCACUAAGUGAUACUGGUCCUUACCUUGCUUGUUCCUCAUCUGUACCUGAUCACACAAUCACGAUUUGGGACUGGGAGAAAAAGGUUCCAUUAUGCAGCCACGCUCAGAUGAAAGAAGACUUCCCAAUUUUAGUGUUCAAUCCCAUGAACUGGCACCAAAUCUGUGCCAUGAACUCCAGCUCACUUGUGGUUUGGAACAUUGAAAGAAGUGACAACCUAUGCAUUUUAAAACAAAGUGUAAUACACCUCCCAGCCACAGAUGGCAGUGUGGUGCAGACAGGGAUGGGCCCCUCACAGGAUGCCAAUGGGAAGCUUUCGUACCUCGGCCCUCAGAUGCCCACCUCUUCCAUUGCUGGUCUCGUAGGGGAGCGCGCAGACAGAUUUGUGCCUAAGCUUCACAAGAAGCCUCAGCUAAGCCCUAGCAGUGUGUGCUGGUCGGCUGCAUCUCAUCUGUAUGUGGGCUGCAGGGAGGGCUGGCUGCUUAGAGUCAACGCUGAGUCUCUGCUUGUCUCCAUCCUCCACAGACCAAAACACAGAAAGGGAGCUCAUAACAUUGCAGCCUUACAGGAGGGCAGUUUCCUAAGCAUGGCGCUGCACAAAGAUCGACUACUUGUGUCUGGAGAUGAUGGGUUUCUGCACAUUCUGCAGGUAAAGGGGAAUGUGUUGGAGGUCACACAGACAGUGGAGCUGGAUGAGCCUGCCUCCAGCAUGUGUUGCUCAUCGCCGGACAAGGAGAGUGUGCUGCUGGCCACCAAUUCUGGUCAUUUUUACCACUACAAACCCUCUGAGUCGGAGAAGGCAAGGAAAAUCCUUGAGGUCUUGAGAGGGGGCUUUGUGGCUGCAUCUCCACUGCACACAGAGGAGAACCUAUACUGUGUGUCUGUGAGAGAGAGUGGGGAGCUGCAGCUGUGGUCUAUGGAUGCUGGACUCUGCGUUGCAUCCAUCAAUCUGCACGUUCAGGCGACAACUCUGACCUGUUGUCUAGUGGCACAGUAUGUAGCCGUGGGAACUGCUUCGGGCCAGGUCCUGUUUGUGGACCUGUCCAUGAAGGAACAUCCUCGCCUGGUGCACCGAAUCCAACUCUACCACACACCCGUGGAACACCUGCUGUUUGAGCAAGGAGGGAACUACCUGAUUAUAAGUGGCUCAGACACAAACAUUUUCCUUCUGGAUCCGAGGCCCUCCAAAGGCUUUGAUGUCAUCGGAUACAUAGAAGCCGAUGGGCCAGUGGUAUCCCUUUCUGCUCUGAACAUCAAGGAGGGGGAUCUUGUGAAGGUGGUGGUUGUGUGUGGAGGAACGAGGGAUGAGCAGAUGGAGAGAGGAGUGAAAGGGGGGAAGAGAAUCAGGCUAUUCACUCUGCCCACUCAGAAGAUCUCAUCAGAGCACCCUGACUGUGUGGACCAAAGUGGUCGUAUUUUCUCUGGGCUGCUGCAGGUGUGCUACUAUGAGGCAAACCUCCCCCUCUCCUCCUGUGCACUCAGCCUCAACAGGCUAUAUGCCUACUGCCAUCCGAAGAAGACUAUUCAGACAUACCAACUUCCAGAGAGCAUGGGUUCCUUAGACGCCCCUGUGUCUGUGGCCCCCGAUAAUGAGGUGGAGGGCCACCCCCUGGGGCCCGCCCUGCUGCUGAUGUCUCCCCACCACGCCUGGCUGGCAACAGUAGGCCGCGACGGCUUUCUGUACCUGCGAGCCUCCUCCAACUUGGACCAGUAUUUACAGCUUCAGUGUCACUCUAGUUGGCUGGGUGGGGGGCGGAGCCUAGCUUUCACCUCAGACAAUCAGGCUCUCCUCAGCACUGGCCUCAGAGAUGGCAGUCUGGUGUGCAUCAAACACAGGCAGAUGGUGAAGGGGGCGGCCUCCCAGAAGAGCCAAUCAGUGGCCUACGCCGAGAGCUCCGCCCUCUGCCAGAUGGCUGAGUGGGACCCGGCAACGCAGUCUGCUACUGGGUCCACCAGCGAGGAGGGGGUGCGGCAGCGAUCAGACAUUGAUGUGACAGAGCAGGAUGACAGCUACUGCAGUCCUACCUCUGAAGCCCUCUCUAGCGCCACCUGGCUGGACAACAAGCUAGAGCUGGUCGGUAAAGAAGAAGACCAGCAGUUCACUGAGAUAAAGCAGAACCUGAGGAAGUCCGUUAAAGAACUCCGAGACACUAUUCAGGUGAUGAUGAGGGAAAAUGAGGCCCUGCCUGAGAUGGAGCGUCUGGAGCAGCAGGAGUUUAAUUUGGACGUGAUGGAGAGGAAACGACUACAGGCAGAGGGAGAGCAGGAGGUCCAGAGGGUGAGGAGUGAGAUUGAGAUGGAGAACCUGGCAAAGAGCUACCUGCGGGAGGUGCUAAAGAGAGAGUGCUGGGACUCCAUGAAAGUCAAAGGCAAAGCCAUCAUGGCCUUCAACAUGCCCUAUGAGGUGAAGAACUACGCCAUGAGGGAGAGAACUCAGAAGGAGCUGGAUGAGUUACUGCGAGUGGAGAACAUGAGGAAGAUUGAACUUGCAGACUCGAAGCUUCAGCAGGAGAUUCUGGAGCACAUGGCCUGUGUGCUGACGGAGCGUGAGGAAGACGAGGAUGAGAAAGGAUCAGAGGAGGAGAGCCUGGCCCACAGUGGCAGUCUGAGUGCCCAGUAUGGAGGCACCCAGCCACUACUACACAGCCAGUUCAGCCUGCACAUCAGAGAGCAGAAGAUCAACCAGAUCACCCUGCUGCAGGAUGUCAUCUACAAGGUGAAGAGUGCCUUCAAUAAGGAGUUUGACGGCGUGUACAAGCAGAAGGAACGGGAGAUGCAGCGUGUGUGUGAGAAGAACAAACGCAUCACAAAGAUCAUGGCCGAGCUGGACCUGAAGGAGACCCUCUGGGAGCCCAAGCUCUCUGCAAACGAGAGGCCAGAGAGGGCUCUGACAGUGGACGACUCAGAGAUCAAAGUGGAGAAGUUCUUGAGCCCAGAGCAGAGGCAGAAAGACGAGGAGAAGGGAAAAGAGGAGGACAAGAGGAGACUCGAGGCGAAGAGUGAUAACAUCAGGGAACGCGCUCUGGACGACAUGAUGGCAGGAGUGCUAGAAGUCAAGAGGGAGGACACCCUAAAGAUGGAGAUCUCUCCGCCCGAGUUCAUGUCCAAGCCAGAGCUACAGUGGACAGAGGAGGAGAGGAAAGCCCACAAGGACUACGAGAAGAAGGUCCAGGAGCUGCAGGAGGAGCAGGAGAAGUACCGCAAGGCUCUAGAAUCAGAGAUGAAGAAACUGCAGACAUCCAUCAAAGAGGCAGCACAGGGCUUUGAUGACAUCCUCACGAAACUGUUUGAGAGGAAGGUGAAAUCAGAAAUGGUGAUAAACCAGGAGGAGCUGAAGAUUGCUAACCUGAUUCACUCCAUACUAAUCGAGGACGAGAUUAUCAACAGAGAGAAGGAGCUGAACCACAAGCUGGAAAAGAUGAGAGCUUUAAAGCAAAACAUGGGGGAGGACCUGAAGAAGUACAGGGAGGAUGUGGAUGUAUUCAGAGAGACAUACGACAACAUCGUGGCAGAGGACAAGCUGCUUGACCGUGGGUUUCGUAAAGAGUUCUUCGAUAUACCAGGACAUGUAGUUGACCAGCUGUACAAACUUUACAAGAGAAGGCCCAGGGUUCACCAGAUCCGUACGCAGACGGACAUGCCCAGUGGAGCGGGGUCGGGCCAGGCGCAGACUGAGGGCCUGUCUCAUAUGCUGAAGGCCAUGGAGGAGCUGGACUCCGGGGAGCAGAUGCCGGACGGACUGGACCCAGCCGUGUGGGAACGCUUCUGUAAUUCCAGGAGGGCCAAGGUGGAAUGUGAGCACCAGGUGAAGACAAAGGCUCUCACCAUGGCAGAGAUGCAGGCCUUUCUACAGAGGAGAACCGACGAGGACGAGAACACUCGUCUGGAGAUCAUAAACCUCAUCGAGGGGAUUAACAGUCUACGUGAGGAAAAGAUGCGUUUCCGUCUGGACAUCAUGGUGCAGUUCCUGAUCAAGCAGGGCCAGGUGGAGGUGGAGGUUGGGGACUUGGUGGCCGACUACUCUGACUCCUUGCUGCUGCACCGCAGUGUGGUGGAGGAACUCAACGGCACCAUUAGGACGCUGGGAGAGCAGAAGAUCGCCAGCAUGGUGGAGUGUAAGGACUUCAGGAAGGGCAUCAUCCAGCAGGAGUGGGAGCACAAGAGGAUGCGUAUGCUGAUGGAGGACCUCAACAACAAGGCCCGCGACAUCCAGAUGUUACGGGUGUCUCAGGAACUUCAGGAGUACUUGGGUGAGACAGACCAUGACAAUAGACUGUCCAAGCAGGUUUUGACUCUGGAGAAAACUAUUGCUCAACAGGAAACGAUGCACCUGAAGAAUGUGCAGAACACAAAGCGUCUGAUUAAGCAGCUGGAAAAGCAGGCUGCCGUGAAGGCUAAGAAGAACAUCGUUCUGGACACACAGCUGGCCAGCAUGCAGAUCACUGUGGCCGAGAGGAGAACCAUCUAUGACACCAUAGCCAUGGAGGAUAACCAGGAGGCCGGGGCCGAUGAGCGCUACAGGGAGAUCCUGGAGCGGAAGCGGCUGGUGGAGCUGGCCAAGGAGCAGGCCCAUGAGGUGGCGGUGCUGCGUGCAGAGGUGGAGAGGAUGAGGAUGAAGACCUUCCCUGCCCUUGCCCAGCUCAAACGCAGCUGAUACACCACUGACAUGUCAACAAGGUCCAGCUCAGACCUGGAGUUUGAUAUAUUACUGAGUUUAUUCAUAUAAAUAUUUCACAA